GGUACAAGAGACGGUCGAGAGCAAAACUGAACAGGACUCAACCCUGUAGGACAGCAAUGUGGUACCUGGCAAUACUCGUAGCUUUUGGUGCCUCUACCGUAAAUGGUCAAUUUAUUCUAUUGGACUGCAUCCCCAACCUCGUGUCAAGUAACUUACAAGGAGGAAUCACGGCCUCUAGUUUUGCAUUACAAAACCCCUUCUGCUGUAUUCGUCAGGACAAUAGAAUUCAACUGACAGACAGUGCAGUGUUGAUAGUGGGCUUAAAUACCGCACUAUUGAACUUAGAUCCAGUAUCUAUCGAUAUAAAUAAUCUAUUGUUCUCCAACUUCCCUAAGAGUGGGUUGUUUGUCGCUAUAAAUGGAUCUAUUAUCGAUCUUUGUCCUUUGAAUAUAAAUCUACCAAAUGCAAUAUUUAUUGGAAUUAAUCUAACUUGCCCGAUAAAUACAAACCUAGUCGUUUGCAAUGGACCUCUAUUACAAGUCGGAACUUACGGUGUUAUAAUAUUUGUUUAUCGAAACCGCACACUUAUAGCGACAACUAGACCAUCACUGGAUAUCGUCCUCAAGAAACCUAAAGAUCAUCAUUCCAUUGACACUACAAUUAACAAGCACAGUGCCAGCAUGAUUGUCAUUACUACUGUCCUGCCCAUUCUCCUAGCAUUGUCCCUGGUCAUCUUUACUACUAUUCUACUCAUGAAAUGUUGCUGUUGCAGUAUUUUCACACCAACAAAAUGUCAGCAGGAGCAAUAAGAAUGAAUAUUCAGAAACAGACAGUGUUCGGAAUGUUACUUUUGACUGUUAGCUAUAUGUACCUGAUUUGAAAGAUGGGUAAAGCAGAAUUCACUCACUUGCUUGAAAACAAUAUACAUUUUAGAAAAUUGCUUAACUGAAACAUUUUGUUAUUUAUUCUGAUCUCUGCAUACAAUAAGAGAGGUUCUGAAAUAUCCACAGGCUUAAAGCCACUUUCAGAUAUGACAACAUGGUAUUCAGCCACGUUGAAAAUGAAAGUGACUGCGCGAUACUUGGAUUUGAUAAUCAUUCUUGGCUCUCUAUGAACUAAUUUAACAUUAGUGGGUGUUUAAAGAGAAUUUGUAACCUUUCCAUGUCUGUUUUAGUAACUACUUGCUUUCCCAUUGUAAUACUAAUUCUUGAGCAUCUAUUCUUAUGACUCUGUUGUACCAUUCCUAUAUUAUAAUGUCUAAAAGUUAUGGUUUAAUUACUAGUAGUUUGCAGUUAAAGUCAGGCUGGGUGUUACUGGUUGGGUUGGUGUCCCUGCAGUAACACCCCCUCCUACACUGGUAACACCCAGCUGGACCUUCUUUGCAAACUGCUAGUAAUUCAUUUAAUUCCGAAAAUUCCAGCAGUAAUAAUGAAUGAAUGGCACAACAUGCAGUCAUACUGAUAGAUGUUCCUGAAUUGUUAUUAUAUGAGGACUAUAAGUAGCUACUAAAACAAUAGAAAAUUUUCAGGAGUGGUGACGGGUCCUACUCCUCUCUAAGAAAUAUCUAAUACUCUUCUAAGCUACAAGACUUCAUUUCCCUUCUUCCUCUUCUUCCAGUGGCUAUGUUAGCUGUUCUAAUCUUCUACAUUCACUUAGCUUACAUUUAAUUACAGUGUUUCACUACCGAUUCCCCCAUAUUUCCACAGGGUUGGAACAGUAGUCUGAAUGAUCAUUUUAUGAUCCUACAACUAACGGCUAUGAACAAACAUAGCAAAGAUAUAAACUCAGCUUAAUAAAAUGAAGUAUAUAAUAUACAUAUGAUUACUUUCCUGAAUAUCUGUACAACUGUGUCAUCCAUAUACUUUAUUCUGAAUCUCAAACUAUGUCUUGAUGAUAUGUUUAUAUAUUUAUUUCAC
Molecule: messenger RNA, 1856 nt
Organism: Bufo gargarizans (Asiatic toad)
Lineage: Eukaryota; Metazoa; Chordata; Amphibia; Anura; Bufonidae
Exons: 6
Coding region: 57-749 (230 amino acids)
Source: RefSeq, a predicted model, not a curated record